AAGAAAGAGAUAAAUGAAAAAGGUAAACGUGUCAAAAUUAAGGAGAUGUGUAGCAAAUUAGUCCUAGUGGUGCUACUUUUGUAGGCAAAUGAACCCCCCUUUACCAAAAUUCAGGUAACAAAAUCAGCAAAAAUGAAAUCGUGGCUCGCUCUCAAGAACAUUCACUAUUCACCGCCAAAUUUUUCCACUUCCGCCGCCAAUUCCGUAACGCCACCGCGCCUCUGUUCGCCCUCCACUUCUUCUAACCUUCGAUUCUCUUCCUUUAUGAUAAAUUUACAAAGCUCAAUAACCCACUCCUCUUCUUAUCCUAAUACGUCUUCCGGCCGCUGCCGAGCUACUAGUGCUGGACCACCUUCGCCUCCACAGACCGAACCACCUGAUAACGACGAAAACUCAUCAUCGUCUCCAGGAUACAACCAUCAGAGUAAACUGAAGAAUAUGGAUGACGAACACAAUAAAUAUGCCAUAACUUGGAGGUUAUUGGUUGGAAUGAGCUGAGUACUAUCGUCAUUAAUAAAUUGUGGCCAAUGCACUUUUAUUUUCAGAUUCCCUUUAACCAUUUCUGAAAUGAUCAGUUCGCAUCAUUAACAGAGAUAAGGCAUUGCGAGGCCAAACAACCCGUACCGUAUAGUUAUAAUGUUUCAUUCACAUUGUAUCAAGUUGAGUAAUUGUCCAAUGAAUAAUUUGUGUCACUUGCUCAAUAACCUGAAACAAAUAUUGUUACAUCCUUUUAUCGUUCUUCCUUUCUUUUUUGUAUGUUAUUUUGGGGUGUGUAAAAUGCAGGUAAAUAUAUCAGGCAGCUGUUUUAUCCGUUGUAAUGAUAUGUUCCAAUGACAAGGACUCAUCAGUAUUAGUAUUGGCAGGCAAAAAAUAGUAAAAUUUCGUGCUUCGCCUGAAAUGUUAUUCUUUUUAAGUUUAAUGGCUUAGCAUAGCUUUUCUGCUUUGCUAUUGUUUUUGGGUCCCAUGGUAGAGCUGGUUUGUGCUCUGAAUGAAGGGAUCUCCUCGUACAUUAUUUGUAAAUUGAUUGUACGAGAUGCUGAUGGUCAAGACUUGUGAUAAUUUGGAAAGUUAUGAUGAUUGAGUAUGUCAAGAACUUUGACGUUGUUUACUUUUCUUCUCAAACUAAUUGAAGUCUCCUUUUUCUUGAGCAUAUGCAGUGACAGUGCUCAUAUUUUUAAGGAUCCUUGACAAAUGUUUAAAUUUCUUAACCAGGUAUCAUGGCAUCUUUCUCGAAAGCACAAGACACCAUGCGGAUAUUUUUUGCUGUGUUAUUCUGGAUGUCACUUUUCUUCUGGUAUUCUGUGUGGGAUGGAAAGAAUGAUGGCAGACCGAACAAGGGUUCUCGAUUUAGAAGAUAAAAUUGUAAGAAAAUUCUUUAUGGUGUCAUGUACAAUUAACUCCUGAUGUUGUCUUACGCUAUAGUGUAUAGCAUGGGAGCAUAAGGGAAAAAAAGAAAAAGAGGAGAAAUUUAGUGUCUAAAGCUGUUUAGAGUUGCUGAAAGAAUGGAGAUAAUUCUCUCUACUUCACUAAAAGGUAGUUUAGAGCUCCUUGUUAGCCAAGCUAGCAUCAGUUCAUUCAUGCUGUGAUUUUACUCCUUUAGAGCCUUGAGAGUAAAAUCUUCUGUACAAUUAUAUGGGAUUAGAGUCUGUGGCAGUGCUCCUUAUAUUCUUUCAUCUUAGGUAAAAUAAUACGUUUCCCUGUCUUGUUCAAGAACUUACGAGCUACUCCAUGUUUUCUUCCAUCUUGAAUUGAGGAAUACCUUUUCCUGUCUUGUUUAAGAAC
Molecule: messenger RNA, 1782 nt
Organism: Capsicum annuum
Lineage: Eukaryota; Viridiplantae; Streptophyta; Magnoliopsida; Solanales; Solanaceae
Exons: 2
Coding region: 133-498 (121 amino acids)
Source: RefSeq, a predicted model, not a curated record